Messenger RNA from Hippoglossus stenolepis (Pacific halibut), 2836 nucleotides. It is a transcript of the gene khdrbs2, whose product is annotated as KH domain containing, RNA binding, signal transduction associated 2. NCBI's taxonomy places the organism in Eukaryota, Metazoa, Chordata, Actinopteri, Pleuronectiformes, Pleuronectidae. The record is from RefSeq and is a predicted model, not a curated record. The transcript has 9 exons. Gene Ontology annotation, molecular function: poly(A) binding; mRNA binding. The coding region runs from base 415 to 1473 and encodes 352 amino acids. Gene Ontology annotation, biological process: regulation of alternative mRNA splicing, via spliceosome. Gene Ontology annotation, cellular component: nucleus.
CAGCGGGGACCGUCUUUGUUUUCCCGGCGGCGCCACGGUGCCAGAGUGUGGCCAAUAAUGUGUCUGGGGGGCGGGGAGGCGGAGCGGCAGCGGCGCGGUGUGCAGACCCACUGAGGGCGGCGGGGUGCUGAGGAGAGGACGGAGCGGCAGCAGCAGCAGCAGCAGCAGCAGCAGCAGAGAUGGACUCACACCUCUGAAGCACAACUCACCCUCCAGCCAGGCAUCACGGACUAGUUGUCUUUUCUGUCUUGGUAUUUCUUUUUUGGUUUUGCGCUUGGUGCCCCGGUGGAGUGGAGCCGCCAACAACGCAGGAGCGGGGGGAAGGUUUUCAGUUGCAUUCCGACGCCCGUCCAGUCCAGUCCCGCACAGUCUCUCUCACCUGCACGGCCGGUGAGGAGCUCCGCUGGCACAGCCAUGACUUCAAAUAAGUGCUUACCUGAACUGGUGGCGGAGAAAAACACCCUGGACCCCUCUUUUGUGCACGCGCUGCGCCUGCUUGCAGAAGAGAUUGAAAAGUAUGAAGGCGACGAUUUGAGAAAAGAUGGCGACAUAAAGAAAUACCUAGAUAUCAUCAGCAAUAAAAAUAUCAAGCUCUCCGAAAGAGUUCUCAUUCCAGUGCAACAGUAUCCAAAGUUUAAUUUUGUUGGGAAGCUGCUGGGACCACGGGGGAAUUCCAUGAAGCGAUUGCAGGAGGAGACUGGGGUGAAGAUGUCCAUCCUCGGCAAAGGAUCCAUGAGGGAUAAAGCUAAGGAGGAAGAACUCAGGAAAAGCGGGGAGGCCAAAUACGCCCAUCUGAGUAAUGAUCUGCACGUUUUAAUUGAAGUCUUCGCUCCACCUGGAGAGGCCUAUUCCCGCAUGAGUCACGCCUUGGAGGAAAUAAAAAAAUUCUUAGUUCCAGACUAUAACGACGAGAUCAGACAGGAGCAACUGAGAGAGCUGUCCCUGCUGAACGGCUCCGAAGAGUCGAGCAGGGGGAGGAGUGCACCGGGAAGGGGCGCGCGGCCGGCAACCGCAAUAUCCACAAGGGGCCACAGAGGCACGGGGAGGAGUGCGGCGGCGGCGGCGGCAGCAGCAGCGGCACCUCGGGGGCCAGCGGCAGCAGCAGCGGCGCACAGCAAACUUCCCACGACCGGUUUAACGAGGGAGGUACAAGCGCCGAGAGCCAGGGGGGCGGCGGGGAGUGCUGCAUACAGGGUCCCGCUGUUAGCAGUCACACAUGAAUCCUAUGAUGACUACGGCUACGAUGAUGGAUAUGGAGGAGAAUAUGACGACGAGAGUUACGAGCCCUACGAGGAUAACUACAGCAACCAGUCGAAGAGCAUUUCCGAUUACUACGAAUACGGACAUGCGACCAGUGAUGAAUCCUACAACAACUAUGAGGAGGAGUGGCCGACCGCCCGUCCCAGUCUCAAAGCCCCGGCUUUACGGCUGACGAGAGGGGGCUACAGGAAACAUCCCUAUGGUAGAUACUGACGGUGCUCCGGAUAUGUGACCUCCCAAACGUUUUUCAAACAAAAAAAAAUGUUUAUAAUUUUCUUUUUUAUUCCUGGUGAAAAGUUGUGACUUUUUCGUCCGUCUCCUUGAGAAAGUGAAGUAAAUAAAUAACCCCCUGUAGCACAUAAAUUCUCAAAAUCUAACAUUAUGCAGUAUUCUGGGUUUUAUUACUCAUGAAGGGAAGAGUUGUUUUAUGAAAAACACAGAAAUUCAAUCAAUGCACAGGAAGGUUGCUCUUUAAACACCUUUCAUUCCACCUCCAAGGAAAUACAGUUAUUUCAGAUUUUUUUCCCAUAUCUAAGGUCUCAGAUUUUGACAAAGUAGUUUACAUUAACUGCCUUUAAUGGACAGAUUAUCAAAGUCUAAGAUAAUACAUGUUAGUCAGAUUAGGCAAAAGAAAUGAAGUAAAAAAAGUAAGUACAUUUUUAUUCUCACAUCCUCUUGAGCAUGUCCUUACAUAGGAACAGUCUACAGUAUGACAAGCAACUCUUAAGACAUUUGGUGUCAUUCUUCUUUUACAUUUAAAUUGUCAAAACAUAUUGACAUUUUCCAAUAAUUUUUUCUGUACAAGAAAACCGGACACAAACCCUGUUUAGCUUGCGUUUGGUCAAACCAAAAUUCAUUUAUAGGCAGGAUGAGUCUAUAACCAGAUGUGGAGCCAACAUGAUGCUCACAUUAAAUUUGAAAUAAUCUCAUUUCAUCUCCCUCACCUCUCUCUCCACAGUUCCCUGAUUGGUCAGGCUGUGGGGCUCAGUUUGGUUUAUGUGGAUCUUUCCCAGACUUGUGAGAUUCAGUCUGGCUUGUUUGGACAAAUUGGUUUUUCCCACAAAUGUAAUCGUCAUAUGGCUUCAUAAACAUACAUCUUUAUUUUGUUCCUCCUAAUUUGUUUUAGCUUUUAGCUGCAGAUCAGUGUGUGUGCAGAAAUGCGUAUUACAGUAAAGGACAGACAACCACGCACUGAUCUGGACACAAAUGACCUGAUAAACUCCAUUAAAGGCAACAGAUGAGGAACUAAACCCUAAAGACCUGAACGCAAAGUAACUGAAGUGACUCAAUGUCCCAAACAUUUGUUUUAAACAUGUUUAAUGUUCAGAAAACGUUUCCCCCAUAACUGAUACUGCUACUGCUACUACCUGUGUGAAACUCUGAUGGUAAAAAACGGAUGCGUCAGCCUAAAGUUAGUGACAUUGUGAUUUGAAAAAAAAAUAAGAUGUGAGAUCGUAAUUGUGAAAAACACUUUUUUUGGGGGGGUGGAAAGCGAUCAGCAAUAUUCAGUGUGUAAUUUAUAACACGUGCUUUGUUCUGUGUGUAAUCUGUAUUUGUACAUAAAGCAUUUAAUAAA